ACAUGUCUAACGUAAAUAAAGCAGUAUCCACAAAUUCUAUCAUAAAAAUGUGGGUUCUCCUUGAGGGUGACUCAAGUUCCGUAAAAUAUAAUAUUUUACCAAAUGAUUAUAUAACUAAACCUGACUUAGGCGACCUUAAGUUAAAUCCUAUCAGUAAGAUUAAGGCUCUCAAAGACGUUGAGCCAGGAAAACUCGAGAUAUUUUCAUACGAAGAUCGCAUUAAUCCUCUUCGACAAAGUACUAGUCUUGAAUCUAUUGUUGGAAAAAUAACUGAUAUAAAUCCACUAGUUAUACGUUAUCCUCUUUCUUCUUCAACUGUACAAACUCCAAUAGUUAUUUUGCGGUGCAAUCUCUCGAAUUCAUCGGUUAAAAUAAUUCGUCCACAUACCAGUGGGCUCUGGUAUCUCGUACGUUCUGCCAUCGAAAAAAAAUUUGAAGAAUUACGAUCGAGUUCGACCCAGUAUAUUUUUGUGUCUAAUAAUGGAACCAAAGAUCAGAUGCUGAUAGAUUGCGAGUACGCAUUUAACGAUAUUAUAACAGAUGUCCGACCAAAUGAGGCUAAUAAACGUAUAAUCCAUCUAUCAAUUAACAUACCAGGAAAAAAAUCUUAUUUUGAAUGGAAAUUUAAGGAUGUGUUUCGUGAUAUAUUGAAACAAGAUCAUAUAGCUCUCGAUACUGUACCAAGAUUUAACCCGGAUGAACUCCCUCCAGUAAAACCUCCAAUUAUUGACGAUGAAUUGGAUCUCUUCAUCAAGAGCCUCUCGCAAAAGUACUAUACAUUCCGAAAUGAAAUAAAAACCUCACGUGAAUUUAUAUCAAUUUUCAUGAACACUGCUGUCCGUUAUGUUCAACUUCAUAUAAAUGAGAAUGCAUGGAUAUCUGUAGAAUCUGAGCUUAACGGAAGUCGUGGAUAUGGUUAUGUAGAUUAUGUUGUGAAUAUCAAUGGUAAUAUGGUCUUAAUAGAAGAAGCUAAGUGGAAAGAUACCGCCGAGGACAUAGCCCAAGUUCUUAUGCAAAUGCAUACUGUAGUGGAAAAAAUAGGCAAACGCAAGUGUGACUCGGAUCAAAUUCCACAAAUAUUUGGUAUUGUAACCACAGGUCGUAAUUGGCGAUUCAUUCGCUGGAUUGGUCAACUAGAAAGUCCAAUGGUCGAAAUUUCUGAGGAAUAUAUAUGCGGAUUUAAGCGGGAUGAUAAUAGCUCAAAAAACGUGAUUGAAUGUAUAUUACGUAUUCUUCAAGAGCAGGCUACAUUUUCAAAUAAUAAUGAGGACGAACGAGAUGCAAAACGUCCAUGGAUUUUGAAAUUUUCAAAAUGGAAUUGCGAAAGAAUCCUAGAACCUAUUUGCGUUACAGAAUACAAACAACAGCGAAAGGUUGAGGGUUUAUCAAACAGCUUGAGACUAAAGCAAGGAAGAAUUACUGCAAAGACGUCUCCUUCUGGUACUUAUCUUUACAAUAUAUCUUCCAUUUUUCCAGAGCUGACUUUCCAGGAUGCCGAUAACACCACCGUCACCACCACUACCACUACCAAAAAAGGUUUCCUCUAUUUUAGUGUCAAGCAAAAAGAGGAUCUUGAAUGGCAGAAACAACUCCUCAGCUCCCAAUACCCAACUUACAAACUCAUCAGCGAUAUUAGAUCAGGGAUUAACUUCAAACAGCUGGGACUUUAG
Molecule: messenger RNA, 1670 nt
Organism: Funneliformis geosporum
Lineage: Eukaryota; Fungi; Glomeromycota; Glomeromycetes; Glomerales; Glomeraceae
Source: the annotation of a GenBank genome assembly